Prunus armeniaca (apricot) is the source of this 411-nucleotide messenger RNA. The record is from the annotation of a GenBank genome assembly. NCBI's taxonomy places the organism in Eukaryota, Viridiplantae, Streptophyta, Magnoliopsida, Rosales, Rosaceae.
AUGAGGAUUGGAAUACUUUGGUUGGUUCAGAAACGGAGGAGGAAUAUUGGCAUUGAUAGGUUUGUGGCCGCAUGGACAGACACUUGUAUGCAUCUUGGAUCGAUGACCUCAAAUAGAGCAGAAAGUGCACAUGCAAAGUUGAAGCGACAACCCCGCUCAAGCCAACUUAACUUUGAGAGAUCAUGGGUUCAGGCAUCCAGAGUUGAGAGAGUUAGUAGGUUUUGUUUCUAUAAAGGCUUUGAGUGUAAUUGUGUGCGAGUCAGAAAGAGACAGAUGGGGUGGAUGCUUUAUCAUGUGAUUGUGCUAUUCGUCGAACCCACCAAUUACCAUGUGCACAUGAAAUUACGGAGUAUAGAAAGCGUGGUGUACCAAUACCACUUGAUGUCGUGCAUUCACAUUGGAGGAAAUUAG